AUGGCCCGUGAGCGAUCGCCCCGCAGGGUGCCAGCGGCCGAGGACCCUGUGCAAGUCACGACGCUGAGGCCCGGCGAUGGCAAGACCUUCCCAAAGCAGGGCGACCAGCUGGUGAUGCACUACGCGGGGAGCCUGGACGUCACACAUCCCAAGGAAAAGCCUAAGGUCUUCGACUCCUCCUACAGCCGGAACAAGCCUUUCCAGUUCAGGAUCGGCGUGGGGGAGGUCAUCCGCGGCUGGGACGAGGCCAUCCUGAAGAUGUCGCUGGGCGAAAAGGCGUCGCUGCGGAUCGGCUCCCAGAAAGCCUUCGGAAAGGAAGGCUCCGGCCGUGUCCCGCCCAACUCGGACUUGAAUUAUGAGGUGGAGCUGCUCAGGAUUAACUGA
Messenger RNA from Effrenium voratum, 384 nucleotides. Lineage: Eukaryota; Dinophyceae; Suessiales; Symbiodiniaceae. The record is from the annotation of a GenBank genome assembly.